This is a messenger RNA of Conger conger (European conger), 6108 nucleotides long. RefSeq names its product unconventional myosin-Vb. Gene Ontology annotation, molecular function: actin filament binding; microfilament motor activity; ATP binding. The record is from RefSeq and is a predicted model, not a curated record. Gene Ontology annotation, cellular component: cytoplasm; myosin complex; vesicle. The transcript has 35 exons. Gene Ontology annotation, biological process: actin filament organization; vesicle transport along actin filament. NCBI's taxonomy places the organism in Eukaryota, Metazoa, Chordata, Actinopteri, Anguilliformes, Congridae. Bases 1 to 5007 code for a protein of 1668 amino acids.
AUGAAUACAGAGCUCUAUACUAAGGGUGCGAGUGUGUGGGUGCCAGACCCCGAGACAGUGUGGGCGUCGGCCAGCCUCCUGCAGGACUUCAGCCCGGGUGACGGACAGCUCCUGCUGCAGCUCAGCGAUGGCAGGGAGGUGCAGUACCCGCUGUCGCCCCCUGCUGGCCUCCCGCCGCUAGGGAACCCUGAUAUUUUGGAGGGGGAGAACGACCUGACUGCUCUCACCUUCCUCCAUGAGCCAGCGGUCCUGCACAACCUGCGUGUGCGUUUCCUCGACUACAGCAGCAUCUACACCUACUGUGGGAUUGUGCUCGUGGCCCUCAACCCGUACGAGCAGCUUCCCAUCUACGGCGAGGAGGUGAUCGAUGCCUACAGCGGGCAGGACAUGGCCGACAUGGAGCCCCACAUCUUCUCUGUGGCGGAGGAGGCCUACCGGACCAUGAUAAGGGAGCAGAAGAACCAGUCCAUCAUCAUCAGCGGGGAGUCGGGAUCGGGGAAGACCGUCUCGGCCAAGUUCACCAUGCGUUACUUCGCCGUGGUGGGGGGCGCCGCCCAGCAGACCUGCGUGGAGGAGCGAGUGCUGGCGUCCAAUCCCAUCAUGGAGGCUAUCGGGAAUGCUAAGACGACCCGGAAUGACAAUAGCAGCCGCUUCGGAAAGUAUAUUGAGAUUGGCUUUGGGCGUCACGGUGACAUCAUCGGGGCGAACAUGAGGACCUACCUGUUGGAGAAAUCCCGUGUCGUCUUCCAGGCCCCAGAGGAGAGGAAUUAUCAUAUCUUCUAUCAGCUGUGCGCUGGCAGAGACCUGCCGGAAAUGAGAAUCCUCAAGCUGGACGCGGCCGAGCAGUUCCGCUACACUAACCAGGGCCGGGAGACGAGGAUUCCGGGCACAGACGACACGGCCGACCUGGAACGCACGCGCCACGCGCUCACCGUCCUGGGUGUGGGGGCUGACCAGCAGAUGGAGCUGUUCCGGAUCCUGGCGGCCGUCCUGCACCUUGGGAACGUCAGCAUCCAGGCCAGCGGGAGAGGGGGCGACCGGAGCUUCAUCGACGCGGAGGACCGGGCCCUGGCGGUGUUCUGCAGGCUGCUGGGCGUGGAGCGGGGCCAGAUGGCGCACUGGCUGUGUCACCGGCGGCUGGCCGUGGGGGCGGAGGUCCUGGUCAAGCCCGUGUCGGGGCAGCAGGCAGCGGAGGCCCGAGACGCCCUGGCCAAGAGCGUGUACGGCCAGCUGUUCGCCUGGGUCGUCCGGAGGCUCAACACCGCGCUCCGCGCGCAGAGGGAGCGGCCCCGGUCCUUCAUCGGAGUCCUCGACAUCUACGGGUUUGAGACAUUUGACAGGAACAGCUUUGAGCAGUUCUGCAUAAACUACGCCAACGAGAAACUGCAGCAGCAGUUUAACCUGCACGUGUUCCAGUUGGAGCAGGAGGAGUACGAGAGGGAGGGCCUGCCCUGGAGCCGGAUAGAGUUCAGCGAUAACCAGCCCUGCAUCGCUCUGAUCGAGGGGGCGCUGGGGCUGCUGGACCUGCUGGAUGAGGAGUGCAGGAUGCCGAAAGGCUCAGAUGAAAGCUGGGCCCGGAAACUGUACGACCAGCACCAGAACCACAGCCCCAAUCCCCACUUCAGCAAACCACGCAUGUCCAACACAGGAUUCAUCAUCCGACACUUUGCUGACAUGGUUCAGUACGAGUGUGACGGGUUUCUGGAUAAGAACCGGGACACAGUGUUUGAGGAGCCAAUCAAUAUCUUACGAGCGAGCCAGUCAGAACUGGUGGCUGAGCUCUUUCAGCAGGAGCCAGCAGGGGGCGCCCUCUCCCAGGCCAGUGUGCCGAACGGCAGCCUGCGCUCUGGGAAGAGAGCCCACAGAGAGCACAAGCUGACCGUGGGCUUUCAGUUCCGCCAGUCCCUGCAGCUGCUGAUGGAAACCCUGAACUCCACCACUCCUCACUACGUACGCUGUAUCAAACCCAACGACCUCAAACAGCCUUUCCUGUUUGACCCUAAGCGGGCGGUGCAGCAGCUGAGGGCGUGUGGAGUGCUGGAGACCAUCCGGAUCAGUGCUGCCGGAUACCCGUCCAGGUGGACGUACACGGAGUUCUUUAACCGGUACCGGGUGUUGCUGCGGGGGUCAUGUGACCCGGAGGAGCUGGAGGCCAGCUGUCAGCGGGCUCUGACCGCGCUCAUUGCCGACCCGGAGCAGUACUGCUUGGGCAGGACCAAGGUGUUCUUCCGGGCGGGGCAGGUGGCUCUGCUGGAGAAGCUGAGGGCGGAAAGGCUGUGGUGGGCCGGGGCGGUGGUGCAGAGCUGGGUUCGGGGCUGGCUGGCCCGGGUGUGGUACCGCAGGCUCCGCAGGGCCGCCCUCACCCUGCAGAGGUACACCAGAGGAGGCCUGGCCCGCAGGGCGGCACACGCCCUGCGCUGCACGCGGGCGGCGCUGGUGAUUCAGAAGACGUGCCGCAUGCUGGCCGUCAGACAGAUGUACCUGCUGAUCCGCCAAGCCACCGUCACCAUACAAGCCUUCACGCGCGGCACCCUGGCUCGCCGUGCCUACCGACAGGUGUUGUGGGAGCGGGCCGCGGUGGUCCUCCAGGCGUGGGUGCGGGGCUGGCGGGCUCGGCGGGCGUACGGGCGCGUGCGGGCGGCGGUGGUGCUGAUGCAGUCCUGCGCGCGUCGACGAGCCGCCCGCCGUGAGCUGCAGAAGCUGAGGGUGGAGGCACGCUCGGUGGAGAGGUACCGAGAACUCAACAAGGGCAUGGAGGUGAAGCUCAUUCAGCUGCAGCUACGCGCCGACCAGCAGGGCCGGGAGAGCUCGUCCCUGCGGGAGCUCCUGCAGUCUGAGCGCGAGGCCCACGCAGUGGAGCUGUUUCGCCUGAAGGGGGCGCUGCUCAGGGUCCAGGAGCAGGUGAAGGAGCAGACAGCCUCUACGCUGAAGGAGAGGGAGGAAGAGGAGAGCAGGAGGGCAGAGGAGAGGGCUGCCGAGGAGAUUAAACAGCUCAUGCAGGAGGUCCAAGCCCUGCAGGCAGAGAAGAAUUCUGUAGAAGAAGAAAUGAAGGCCCUGAAUAAACAGUUACUGGAGCAGGAGAGAGUGCAGGAGGAGCGUGUGACUCAGACCGUAGCCAGGGCCAGUGAGCAUCUGCAGGAGGAGCUGGAGGAGGAGAGGAGGCGCUAUCAGGGCCUGCUGAAGGAGUUCACCCGUCUAGAGCAGAGAUACGACAACCUGAGAGAGAUGGGCUCUCUGGGAGAGCGUUCUCGGGGACACAGACGGACAGAUUCGGCCCAAAGCCUGGUUCUGGAGCCCCUGUCCCCCGGGCCCCCUCCCUUUUCCGGCCCGCCCUCGUUCUCCGUAUUCGAAGAUGACAGGAGGGUCAGUGUGACCUCGCCCACCUUCGAGAGGAAGCUGUGGGCUCCAGACUCCGCCCUGGAUGGCUUGAUGGGUGCGAUGGGCGUGGCCAAGGACGCGGCUGAGAAGAUGAGAGGAGAGGACCUUAAGCACGCCUACGACGCCGUCCGCGUGGCCAACAAGAUCCUGGAGGACCAGCUGCUAUCCCAGAGGUCUCAGUGGGAGGAGGAGCUGUCUAACCUGCGGCUGAGGGUUCAAAGCCCUAGGGACAGACUGAUAACCUCUGACCAACCUCCCACCCCUGAUCAAGAUUCUGUCAAAUUACUUUUGUCUGACAAUAUUGACCUCAUGGAGCAGCUGGAGAUCAGGGAGCAGGAGUGCCGCAGGCUGAGGAGAGAACUGAAGGAGCUCAGACACACAGUCACACUGAGGAGAGCGCUGACACACACGGGCUCCACCGUGGCCUCUGGACAGGAAGUCCCGUCCUCGUCUCAGAAGAGGGCGGAGUUAACAGGACUACUGGAGUGCAGAAAGAGAGACGAGGCAAAGCUGCUGAAGAACCUCAUCACAGACGUGCGGGUGGACAGCGCCCUCUCGCUGACCCCGGGGCUGGCGGGCGGCGUGCUCUUCCUGUGCGUGCGCCAGGCGGACUGCAGCGGGGACGAAGCGCGGGCGCUCUCUCUGUGUGUCGCUGCCAUCGCCGGCCUCAAGGGGGCGCUCAAGAAACACUGUAAUGAUGUGGACAUGACUGCACUCUGGCUGAAGAACAUCUGCCUGCUGACCGACCUUCUGACCCAACACUCUACCCACCAGGACGGUAACGGCAUCUCAGAGGAGCUGGUUCCCUUGUCCUCGGACCUGAGUGGCCAGCGCCGAACCCUGAGCGACCUCUCCAUUCAGGCCUAUCAGCAGCUGCUGUCAAUCACUGAGAGUCGUCUGCAGCCAAUCAUCGUGCCCUCCAUGUUGGAGAGCGAGUCGAUCCCGGGGCUGGCUCUGUACGUGGGGAAGCCCAGCAGCUCCAGGAAGAGGGCGGGGUCGGACGCCAGGACGGGCGGGGCGGAGCCGGCCUCCAUGGGGGCGGUGCUGAAGGAGCUGGGGGCGCUGCACGCGGCCAUGGCGCGCCAGGCCCUGCCCCUCGGCCUUCUGGGACAGGCCUUCCGCCAGCUCACGCACCUGCUGUCGGCCGCCGCCCUCAACAGCCUGCUGCUGCGCAAGGACCUGUGCAGCUGCAGCCGGGGCCUGCAGAUCAGGUACAAUGUGAGCCAGCUGGAGGAGUGGCUGCGUAGCCGCGGGCUGCAGGCAGGGGGCGCCGUUGCCACUUUAGAGCCUCUCAUCCAGGCCACCCAGCUGUUGCAAGUCAGCAAAAAGUCUGCGGCAGACGCACAGGCCCUCGUCCGCACGUGCACUGCCCUCUCCAGCCAGCAGAUUGUGAAGAUUCUGGGACUCUACACGCCGGACAGUGACCUCGAGGAGAGGGUGACCCUCAAUUUCAUCCGCAUCGUGCAGGGACUUCUGAAGGAGCGCUCUGAGGGUCAGACUCGCCAGCUACUCCUGGACGUGCGACGCGUGUUCCCCGUCACCUUCCCUCACCUGCCCCCCCCUGCUCUGCGAGCGGACCAGCUGGAUAUCCCAGAGUUCCUCAAGAUUUCUUUCCUACGCAGAGUCUGAGUCGAAUUUCACGAUUUUGGGGCGGUUCGUUUAGCGGACGCUUUUAGCUGAGGCAACUUACGGAAGUUGAAAAAUUGAAGUGACUGUAUCAUGCAGUAAUUCCCUUUUUAUUUUGGCUGGAUUUUCUCAAGUUUGUGCGAUGGCUCAACUUCCCUAUUCUGACUUCACAGCACUGGUCAGUAAUGUUAGCAUUAGCAUUAGCCAUGUUUGGAGUGUGCACUUUCCUAGUGAUGACUGCCUGGGACUGCAAGCAAUUGAAGUAUUUACAUUUCAUAUUAAAUAUUAAGUAUCUGUAGUAAGAUUGCUGCAGAUGUUCAGUCCCAUAAUAUCUAGUAAAAGAAAUGUGUUGGGUUUAGCAGUGGCUGAUUCUGUUCAGGAAGAAAGUACCCUAUUUUUGGAGAUAUGAGACUGAAUGAAUGUCCACUUGAUUUACUUUUCCUCAUAGCGCCAAUCAUUGUCAUUAUUUCUUAACUGUUCUUCAUAGUGUUGUACUGUGUAUAUGAGACAUGGUGCAGACAGUUUACCAACAGAGAUGAUCUUGUGUAUUUUAUAUACCAAAUGGAUCCGUUUACAGAAUGCUGGAAAUACAGUGAGCUCCGUAAUGUUUGGGACAAAGACAAUUUUGUAUUGAUUUGGCUCUGUGCUCCAAAAUUUUGGAUUUGCAAUCAAACAAUUCACAUGUAGUUAAAGUGCACAUUCCCAGCAUUUAUUAAAGGGUAUUUUUGGUUCCUACAUGUAGAGAUUACAACAUUUUUUAUAUGUAUCGAGUACAAUUAUACAGUUCUAAUUAUGGAGUACAGAGCCAAACCAAGAAAAGACAAAUGUCUUCAUCCCAAACAUUAUGGAGUUCCUUGCUUCUGAAAGUAUGCAACAUUACAAUAAUGCCAUGGAGCACACAUGGAACACAACAAUGAAUGUUUAUUGUUUGAGUAUUAUUUGAAAUGAGUUCUGAGAAGACGAAACUGUAAUAGCAGGAGUGACGUUUUUAAAACUCUUUAUUUGGAAGCAGAUACACAGCGAUGCUCCCCUCCCUCCACCUCCGUCCCCAAUAAGAACAACUAUAAUAAAAAAAAUUAUAAACAUCUUUCGUAUAAAAAAAUU